Pteropus alecto (black flying fox) is the source of this 3081-nucleotide messenger RNA. It is a transcript of the gene GARIN3, whose product is annotated as family with sequence similarity 71 member B. NCBI's taxonomy places the organism in Eukaryota, Metazoa, Chordata, Mammalia, Chiroptera, Pteropodidae. The coding region runs from base 1285 to 3081 and encodes 598 amino acids. The record is from RefSeq and is a predicted model, not a curated record. The transcript has 2 exons. Gene Ontology annotation, cellular component: nucleus.
AAUAGUAGUUGCUCGAUACAUUCUGUUGAGUAAACAAAUGAAAGAGUGAAUCUCAAUGGGCACAAGCAAGUUCAUAUUUAUUGAAAAGCUGCAAUGUGUCAGGUACUGCAGUAGGCACCAGGGAUAUAAAAAAGAACAUUUGGGGGUUGAAGUUUAUUUCAAGACCUUCACAUAGUUAUCACUGACUUUGGGGGAUAUGUUUUAUCUCAGAAGUAGUUUUCUAACUGAGGGAGGGGGAAUUUGGGUUCACCACCUUGUGCAAAGUGAAAAAAAAAACUCCAGAAAGACGUCUUUGCCCUAAUUUCUCUGAAGAGCUUUUCAACGAAACAAAAUGUCAGUGGUUUAUCAGGUAGACAUCAAGAGUGUUGCAGCAGGCAUACCAGUGUGGGAAAUCCUAUGGUGAUUCAAGACCACUACGAAUUCCUGUUGUUCCCAGUAAGUCCCCACGCAUAUUGCUAACCGCAAACAAUUCAUAUUUGGUGCACAAUGAGACUCUAACGGUGAGCCAUGCAGCUUGAGGUGAGAAAAAGCCCUGACCUGAGUCUCAAGAUCGGGGAUAGAAGCCGGCUCUGCAUUCUGACCCUGAGCCUCAGUUCCUCACCAUAAAAUUACGCUUUUAAAAAUUAGCCUCCUUCAAAUGUGCAAAUGGGUGAGAAAAUCCUCUACUCCCUGGAAAACACUGUACCAAUGGGACUGUGAUUCUGAUAGGGAGAAGAAGCCCUUUGGACCAUUUCACUCAAUAAUUUCUUCAACUUCAGAGUGCCUGUCACCAUGGCACUACACACUGCGGACAUGGAGAAGGACAAGUGACAGGACCCUUCCACUUAGCAAACACCCAGUCCACUUCCAGAAUUUUAUCCCCAGGCUGUAGGUAAGCAAAAGCAAAAACACCAUUGCAGGAAGAGAUCAUUGCAGCGAUAUCUGUAACAACAGCAAUAAAACUGGAAACAACCCAGAUAUUUGUAAAACAGGAUGGUUUCCUCAAUUAUGCAUCCCAAUAUUUUGAUUAGAAAAAAUAUCUAGCCUACCCACACCUAUGCCCUGGUAGGGUCAACCUUGGAGGUGAUAGUUUGUUUGAGGGGAGGCAGAUGACCCUGCCCCAAGGGGGUGGCUGCUUGGAGGCCGGACAAAGGGGUGUGUGAUGGUGACAGGUCACAAAGGACUGUGAAGGAUAAAUGUGGUGGUGUGAGGAGAUUUAGGCAGAGCCCUGCAGGGAGAUGGGCAGUUGCCUUCGCUCCCUCUCUCUCUCGGGGACUCGACUUGUGGCUGGUGGAGCUGUCUUAAAUGAAGAGAACCAUGAGCAGCGAAUGUGUGUUACCUUACUACACGGCCCACAGCUACCGUUCAAUGGGCGUGUUCAAUACCUCCAUGGGGGACCUGCAACGACAACUGUACAAGGGAGGAGAGUAUGAUAUUUUCAAGUACGCACCGAUGUUUGAGAGUGACUUUAUCCAGAUCAGCAAAAAAGGAGAGGUGAUCGAUGUGCACAACCGUGUCCGAAUGGUGACUGUGGGCAUCGCAUCCACCAGCCCCAUCCUCCCAUUACCUGACGUCAUGCUGCUGGCCCGACCAACUAAAGUCUGUGAAGAGCAUGCCAGACACGCCCGGACCACCAGGGGGAGAGGUCGCAAGCCCUCAAAGACCCUAGAGCUCACCAGGCUGCUUCCCUUGAAGUUUGUCAAGAUCUCCAUCCACGAUCGUGAGAAACAGCAGCUGCGCCUGAAGCUUGCCACUGGCCGUACUUUUUAUCUGCAGCUGUGUCCCUCUUCAGAUGCACGAGAAGAUCUCUUUUGCUAUUGGGAAAAACUUGUCUAUCUCCUGAGACCACCAAUGGGGAGUUGCAGUAGCACUCCGACAAUCCAAACCAGGGACACGACAACCAUAGAGGAUGACAGAAGCAUAGUGACCUCAGAGCUCCAUGGAGAAGGGGAUAAGGAUAAGGGGCUUCACAAGCCUCAUAAUGUGUCCAGAGCCACUUCUUCUGCUUAUUCUGGGGGAGAGGGAAUACAUCACGCCCCUCAUGGAAAUACUGGUUCACCUUUAGGCAUGAAAACUCCAAGGACUGCCGAAGGAGCAGCAAAGGGGGCAGCCACGGGCCCGGCCGCAGCAGGAACAGCAGCGAGCCCUACAGCAAGUGUGGCAGGAGCAGGGGCAGCAACAAGCCCUGCAGCAGGUGCUUUGGGUAUAGCAGGAACCAAGAGCACGGGCACAGGCCAGGUAAGCACAGCCCUGUCAGGAGCCACCACCAAGAGUCCAGGACAAAGUGGAUCCAGCAAGGCCAUUGCCGCUGCUGCCAACAUAUCCUCUGAGUGUAUGAACGUGGUCUUGGCGGGUGCUGCAAGCUCGUCCUCGUUAGGUACUUCCACCAUAACGGCGGGGGCUGCCAGUCUCUCCCCAGAGAGCAGCUUCGUGUUUGCAGGUGCAACGAUGACCAAAACUCCUGCCGCGGGAAAAGCCGAAGGCCCGACGGCCGGGCCCCUCGUCUCCACCUUGCAGAGUGAAGGCUACAUGAGUGAACGGGAUGGAAGCCAGAAGGUCUCCCAGCCCAGAGCCGAAGCUCGGAAGGAAAAAAAAGAAAAGAGAGAAAAGAAGGACAGAACUUCCACCGGGAAAAGUUCUCGUCACCACAGGACAGGAGGGAGCAAGUCAACCCGGAAAUCAUCCUCCCACCGGUCCUUAUCUGGCCAUAGACACACACGAGAAGACAAAAAAGAAAAAGGGCAGGGCCACGUGAAGGGCAGAGGACACAGCUCUCACAAGAGUGCCAGCCACAGCUCCACCAUGAAGGAGUCGAGGACAGCUCACAAAGUGGGGAAGAGCAGAUCUGCCACCAGUUCAGGUACUUUAAGUAAGAAAUCCAGUCGGAUUGGCUGUUUUUUCAAGAGCCUCAGAGUCACUCCUGGUUCAAAAACUGUGGUCACACCACACGACAGGGAGGUUGACUUCAUAGCUAAGACAGUUGAGAAGUGCAACAUAGAGACCACGGUAGAGAAAGCUCCAGGUGGCCAGGAUCUGGGGAUCUCUGGCACCGUGACAUCUGAGACAACGGAGACGAUCAUCAUUGAAGCCAAAUCCAUUUAA